This is a messenger RNA of Coregonus clupeaformis (lake whitefish), 3335 nucleotides long. RefSeq names its product G-protein coupled receptor 22-like. Gene Ontology annotation, biological process: G protein-coupled receptor signaling pathway. Gene Ontology annotation, cellular component: membrane. The transcript has 3 exons. Bases 1596 to 2948 code for a protein of 450 amino acids. The record is from RefSeq and is a predicted model, not a curated record. NCBI's taxonomy places the organism in Eukaryota, Metazoa, Chordata, Actinopteri, Salmoniformes, Salmonidae. Gene Ontology annotation, molecular function: peptide binding; G protein-coupled receptor activity.
ACGCACUCACUAACUGUAAGUCGCUCUGGAUAAGAGCGUCUGCUAAAUGACUAAAAAUGUACAAAUGUAAAUGAGGCAGUAAAUAACAUGUAGAGUACCUUUCCCCAUCUCCAUCCAGCUGGCAUGUCUUUAAUAUGAUUUGGUUAAUGGAAACAUUUGAGUGUGUUUUAAUAUAAACCAUGCAAUAAUGUGGCCACAUGGAUGGUUUCUGUAUGCCUAUUUAUCAGCUCAUAUGCAGAACAUUAAAGUGAGUGGGUUGUUGGAUAGCUAUUUCAAGCAGGUUGACUUGAUGCCCUUACAUAGCUGUGUAGUGUGUUAUGUCGCUCUUGGGAAGGGGUAAGGUGCCCCUGUUUUCACACCAUAUGAGGAACCAAGAGCACCUAUGUUUUGUCUGUGUAUUCUGCAGCAGUCAACAGAAGAACCUAUCCUGUAACAGAACCAUGCCCUCUGUAUGAUGCUUUCUUGACAUUGGAGAGGGCAGAGAGGGUAAAAAUCCCACCUGUUUUAGCCUACAUCUAGUUUAGUCACAGUAGCCUAUAGCCUGCUUUUUCUCUUUCAACGUGCAUGCGUUCGUGGUGGUGCUUUUUUCUUUCGUUAUAGACUAUUGGAAAUCACUGAAAUCUUGUCUAGCCAGGAUUUGCCAUAUGCUGAUGACCUUGCUUGUAAAAUGUAGCACCUCCCUCCUGUCACCCAGGGCACGAAAUAGUCAUUACUGAAUUUUACACCGCCACCGUGCAGUAUGUGCAAGCCCAGUAUUGGAUGGAGGGAAAGCAGCUCUCCCUCUGAUCUGACCAGAGGUAACGUAGUUUACUCUCCGCUGAGCAUGUGGUCUCUGAAGACAUUCUCAACAUGACCGUGAGAGAUGAGUAGGGAUUCUUCGCGGUCGGCUACCUAAAACUGAUGGAUGAUCAUCUCCGACAGAGGCAAUAGCACAGCUUUUACAUGCAGAGAUUAAAGGCUACAACAGCAUCAUUAGAAUCAUAUUAUAUAACCAUAAAACAUGACAUGAAAUACAUUGCAAUAUUUUGAUUAUUUGUCAAAGAAACAGAACACCGAGAGCGACAAACAGACCUGCUAAAGAAUGUAGCUGGGAAUCUCCGGGACUGGCACGAGGCGAGGUAAGUCCUGUUUCCCUAUUUUACCUGAACAACUUCAAAUGGUAUCUAAAAUGCACAGUGCAUGAAUUAAUACAUUUUAAAAAGUAUGUGGCCCACAUAUGUGUCUACAUUAUUUGGCAAAGUUUUCAGUAUAACAGCCUACAUACAGGGCAGGCUACUUUCUUGUAGUCCAAUAACACCUUUUGCUUUACAAUUGUAUCUGCCGUAUGAUAACAUUGUAAUAAAAAAUAAAUACAAAAGCUGUUUUCAUCCCCCCAGGCUUUAUUGUGGGAGAAACUGCUUGACACUAUACAGGCUUUGAGACUGUGUUUCUCCCACACUCCUCUGGGAACACCUCCACUGCAGUCUUCAGAGGUCUGACUAGGAAAACAUCUCUCUACAUACAGUCUAUCCAGGACUGUCACUGAACUGUUCUCCAUCACCACCAGGGAGCCAAGUUGCAGCAUGAGAACACAUCACGGCUGAGAGGUCACCACCAUGGAGACGGACAGCUACACCCCGACCCCGGUCCCCAGCGACUGGGCUGGGAUGGUGGUGAGCGUGGGGGCCCUGGAGGCGAUCUCGGGGGGGAGUGUCUCCUCCAGCACAGCCUGGUACAUGCCCUACUCCCUGGGCUUCCAGGUGUCCCUGACUGCCUUCCUUAUGCUGGAGCUGGUGCUGGGCUUCAGCAGCAACAUGACGGUACUGGUGCUCUACUACUCUCAGUCCAAACUGGUCGACUCGGUCAGCAACAUGGUCACGGUCAACCUGCAUGUGCUGGACGUGGUGUUGUGCGUGCUGUGUCUGCCUCUGACCCUGGUGGUGGUGCUGCUACCCCCAGGGCCCAACCUGGCCCUGCUCUGCUGCUUCCACGAGGCCUGUGUCACCUUUGCCUCCAUCGCUACUGCCAUCAACGUGCUGGUCAUCAGUGUGGACCGCUACGACAUCUCCGUCCGACCUGCCAACCGGUUGCUCACCCCACGGAGGGCAGGGCUGCUGCUGACUGCAGUCUGGGCCACGUCUCUGGCCGUCUUCUUCAUCCCUUUCCUGGAGGUGGAGUUUCUGACCGGAGGGGAGGAGAAUGGGAAGCACAUCCCCGCCUCUUCCUCCUCCGCCGCCUGGCAUAACCGGACGCUGCUGUGUGUGGGCGGGCAGGGCUAUCACACAAGCUUGGCCUUCUACUACCACCUCCUGCUGCAGGUGCCCAUCUUCUUUACCACGGUGGCAGUCAUGCUGUUCACAUACUCACGGAUCCUGCGGGCCUUGAACAUUCGCAUCGGCUCCCAUAUUAAGAACAGCCAAGGGGGCGCCGUAAGAGACAGAACCACCUCCCCCCCAGCCCUGUCCUCAGCCCCUCUGGUCAGCUUAGAAGGCCCUGCCACUGCUGCCCCUGUCCCCGGUCCCACUGUCCAGGCAUCUGUGUCGGCCAUCAUCGCACUGCGGCGGGCCGUGAGGCGUCACCGGGACCGGCGGAAGCGCCAGCGGCGCGUCUUCAGGAUGUCCCUCCUCAUCAUCUCCACCUUCCUGGGCUGCUGGGCUCCUCUGUCCAUGGCCAACGUGCUGAUCCUGGGCCUGGGCCCCAGCGACACCCUGGUCAGCAUGCGCCUGUGGUUCCUGGCCCUGGCCUACGGCACCACCGUCUCCCAUCCACUGCUCUAUGCCUUCACAAGGCAGAAGCUGCGGCGUGUCCUCAGGGCCAAGGUAAAGAAGCGAGUGGUGUCCCUGCUGCAGUUGGACCCCUCGCCAGGAGGGACAGUCAUACACAACUCCUGGGUGAAGCCAAGGAAGGGAUGUCAGUUACGACUGGAGGGCAGCGACGCCACUGGAUGUUGCCUGGCAGAGCCCCUGUGAAAACAGCACAGACUGAGUGUGUAUAACAAUACUAACAGCCAGACAACAUGUGUAUUCACCUGCUCAUUAUACAAGUCUGUGUGAAGGUAAUUGAACCUUCACUAAGCCCCGUCCCCUUAGUUAUUGUUGCUACCUCGGUCAAGAUUUUCCCAGGAUGCCCAAUUCCUCAUUCAAUUGGAGAAAACCCCUCACAAUGAUAUCAAACUGUGUUUUUAAUAUACAAUUAAAUUAAACAGACUACCCCUUGCUGAUUAGGAGACUCUCUGGUACGUUAUGGUGGACUACAAUCGCUUCACGGAAACCUGAUAAAAUGAAGCUUGUAGCGUGGCUAGCCACUGCCAUGACUCAGCAUGCAGUCAGCUACCACUUUUGGACAGUGGUGGAAAA